AUGACCCUACAAGGUGGCUCGACGGCGUCUGCAGCAGUGGGCAGCUACCGGUACACGGUCAGGCCACCCCAAGUCGCUUUAGACGUCGAAAACUACCCUGUGGUGCCGGAGCAGCUUCAGCUAGAACAGGUUCACAUUUAUAUCAGACACGGAGAACGCACGCCAGUAGGGAUACGGAUGGCGGCACCACCUGCGUCUAUACCUGAGCACUGGAUGCUAUGCAAGACCGCCCGACGUUUCCGGGCGGCCGUGGCUAGUUCGACCAUGCCUCCAGCUGCUGUCGGACCUGCCGAAGGACGCUCGGAAGAGGAAUUACAGAUUAGAAGGAUUGUGGAGAGGAGUGACGGCACCAACGCCGAGGGCGAAUGUCUCCUCGGAGAGCUGACUGACAUCGGGCGACAGUCCACCUAUAAUUUCGGUGCAGCCCUCAGAGACUUAUACAUUAACAAGUUAGGGUUUCUGCCAGACACUCACCAACCUGGAGGGACUGCAUAUUUCCGUUCAACCAAUAUGCCUCGGACCAUAGAGUCUCUGCAGCAAAUCGUCCACGGCCUAUACCCCACGUCGAAAUGUGCGCCCGGAUUCGUUCCCCAAAUCCUCGUGCGGAAUGGGAAGGACGAAAAUCUGCUUGGUAACACCUAUGCGUGCAAGCGACUGGAAAUUCUUCAAGUGGGAUUUGCGCAGGCUGCCGCGGCGGCAUGGAACCAUACCCUUGAACCGCUAGACAAUAAGGUCUCGAAAUACAUCGGAGGCAAUCCAAUCCGGAUAGAUGGGAAGCCUAGGGCUUCUGGUAUAUUAGACACAAUCCGCGCUGCCUCUGCACACGGAAUCAAGGUUCCUCCGGAGUUCGAAGAGAAGGGAGUGAUGGAUAUCAUUGAGAAAGCUGUUGUACACGAAUGGUUCGCAGAUAAAACUGAGGAAGUUCGCCGCCUCGGUAUGGGUCGUCUCCUCACCGACCUCACCCGGAAGAUGCAAAGCAAGGUUGACAAGGGGCCUGACGAUCCGCUGAAGAUCCUUGUGCACAGCACGCACGACACGGCGAUUGCCGCGCUCUGCCAGUCCCUCGACGUCUUUGAUGACAAGUGGCCGCCGUUCACCGCGUCGAUCACCUUCGAGUUAUUCAAGAAACAACUCGAGGAAGAGGCUGGGGUUAGGGAACAGCACCAAUCGUAUCUGCAGACAGUCCUCGGUGGACGCCAUUCAAAACAUCCUCCUGCCCAGCACUAUAUCCGAAUGCGGUACCAGAAUAGGAACAUGCUGCUGCCCAUCUGUGCGGAUGAAGGCAAGCAUCUACCCGGUUCUCCCGAGUUCUGUACCCUGGAAGCGUUCACGGAACGCGUCAAGGAGCUCACGCCGGCCGACUGGGAGACCGAGUGCGCAAGGUAA
Molecule: messenger RNA, 1386 nt
Organism: Gloeophyllum trabeum ATCC 11539
Lineage: Eukaryota; Fungi; Basidiomycota; Agaricomycetes; Gloeophyllales; Gloeophyllaceae
Product: phosphoglycerate mutase-like protein
Exons: 12
Coding region: 1-1386 (461 amino acids)
Biological process (GO): dephosphorylation
Molecular function (GO): phosphatase activity
Source: RefSeq, a predicted model, not a curated record